AUGGCCCCCGACAUGUCGCUCGACCGCAUCCUGCAGGAGAUUACCACCGCAACUAAUCUCAAUACCUUGCAUCAAACAUUGAAAACUGGUCUUCCCAAGGAGUCGAGGGACACUAUUCUUUCAAGUCCGCUUGCGAGUGGUCAAGAUCCUUUGAACAUACUGGACCUCACGCAAAACACUCUCGGAGUACUCUAUAUCCUGUGCGUGCUCUUUCAAAUGACUUGGUCGAUUACUCAUCACGCUUUCAGGGCAGCUCGACUGAGCGUUACCAAUAUUGCGGUACAUCCCCAGGUCAUAACCACAUUUUGCGCCACAUUCCUACCUGAACAAGCCCGUCUCGCCCCAGAACGAGUGACGGCGUUGGCGAAGGGAAUCUAUCGAUAUGGGCUCUCCAAUGGCAGCACGUCGUGGGCUGUCCAGCCGCUGUUCAAUCUUCUCACCCGCUACCCACCCGACACAUCAUAUCUCACCACAAUCCAUCCUGUUUUCCUGCAAGCCUGCGUUGUCGCUAGCCAGCCUAGUGCUGCCCUCCCUAUUCUCGCCACUCCCAUUGCAAACGUCUCAACUCUCCUGUCCGACCUCACUUAUAACGACAACCUCGUCUAUCAUUAUCUCGGUGGCGUGGCCCUUGCAAUGCUGAAAAGAUGGGCGGACGCGGAGGAAUACUUUGAGAUUUGUGUGACUGCGCCAGGAUCAGCGCCCGCGGCACUCCAGCUUGAGGCACUAAAGAAGCUUCGACUUGUCCAACUCAUCUCGCGCGGAGAGACGACCUCGCUUCCCAAAUAUGCGCAUUCAAGCUUGCCUCGCAUGUUCAAAAACUCAGUUUACACCGAGCUCAUCAAUGCUUACCCGCAAAACAUCGAAAAGUUGCAUGGGCUCGUCGACAAGGAGAAGCCGCUGUUUUCUGCAGACAAAAAUUUAGGGCUGAUUCAACAGGCGAUCGAGCGUGCUCCUAGGUGGACGUUGCGGAAAUUGACAGCAACCUAUGUUGCUCUGGGUUUGGCGGACAUUGCUCGGUUGGUGGGGAUACCCAGCGAGGACGAUGUGAGAUCGUUGCUUUUGAGCAUGAUCGAAGCCGGCGAGAUCUUUGCCCAAAUUUCCGCUUCGGGCACUGUUACCUUCUCCGACCCGCCUCCACAGUUUUCGAGGGAAGAAGUCGACUCCGUGUUGCGUUCUGCACAAACCCAGAGUGCGUUGCUGGAGGGGCUGGAUAUGGAUAUGGCGCGGAGUCGCGAGUUUAUCACCAAGGCUGUCAAAGGCCAAGAUGGUGGCGGAAUGUGGCCUGGGCCAGAGGAGGACCUCUAUGCGAUGGCGGGGGCAAGCGGCCCAUGGGCGGAGGACUCCAUGUUCGCAUAG
Molecule: messenger RNA, 1356 nt
Organism: Mycena indigotica
Lineage: Eukaryota; Fungi; Basidiomycota; Agaricomycetes; Agaricales; Mycenaceae
Product: PCI domain-containing protein
Exons: 5
Coding region: 1-1356 (451 amino acids)
Biological process (GO): ubiquitin-dependent protein catabolic process
Cellular component (GO): COP9 signalosome
Source: RefSeq, a predicted model, not a curated record